AGAAACGACGCUUGGCGUCAUAAAUUUUCUUUCGUGUUUCGCAACUCACCUCUGUUUUAUGUUUUUUCACAAAGUUAAAUGAGAUAUGUGCUGAUCAGCAUGGCAGCGUUUACUCGCCGGCAAAAGCUUUCGACGAACUCGUUUGUUUUGCGUUUCCACUCACUCUCCUGUCGAGAGUAGUGCGCCUGGAAGUUCUCGUUGUGGUGCCUCGAGCCAGUUUCUGCCUCAAUCUGAGUGUUGGACUGGAUAUUUUUCACAUUUACACACAAAACCUUGCUGGGGCCCGGCCUUGGGCGCUGGCCCGGGCCCUCUACAGGGGGUGGUAGACCUCACUCUGAAUAUGUCUGAAAAUAUUAGCGGACCUCAGAUUGAGACGCUAACGCUGGACAAUGGAGUCGUUACAGACGGGGCUGUGGCCAACCGUAUUUGUUCAGUUCUUAAUACCCUUGUUCACGAGAUGUCCAAUAUGAAAGGCAAAGACAGCCUCAUGAAGAUGCUGCUGGCUGCAGGACCAGCAAGCAUCACAAUAUCUUCGGGACCCACUUCUCAAAAUGUACAUUUUAAUGCCUCUGGUAGUACCAGCACAUCAUCCUCUUCCACCCUAACUAGUCCAAUGAGUGAUCAGGUUGACGAUCAUGCUACAUAUCGUAGUAGUAGCUAUCUAAAACAACUUACAAGCCACAACGACCAGGAGGUAACUCUUGUUGAGAUGGACCAUCCAUAUGCUCAUCCAUGGAAUUGGCGUCCUGAUAAUGUCAAGGCUAAACCUGUGAGAUCCCUCUUUGUAUAUCACCCACCUCGAAGAACCCAAGAUGAGGUAGAAGUUAAUGUAGUUAGACCACCAAUCCAACCACAACCAGUUUAUGAUCCUGUAAAAGCUAGAUACUGUAUGGAUGAAUGUGAGCGGUUUGUAGCCAGUACCCGGUUAGGUGAUGACAAGGAUGGAGAAGCAGAUUGGGAAGAAAAAGUAGCAAGGUUUGGAUGGAGUUCCAUACAAAAUCGAUUAUUCAACAAAAUGGCUCGCAUUCUCCAUGCAGACCAGCUAUCUCACAUGGCUAACACUGGUCACUGGAAUGAGCCUGUUUUGAGAAGAAUAGCUGUUGACAAAUCAUCUCGAAGGAUUCGGUCCCUUUUUGCCUCAAUUUCGUGGGAUUUAAAACUGACCCAGUGGCUUCAUGUGACUCUUGUAGAUUCUCUCAGCUCAAGAUAUUUAUGUGCUUAUCUAAAUAUAUUACAGAACCUAAAGAAUAAAGUUCCUACUUUAGUUGAUAAAAUGAUGGCAAUUUCCACCCCACUGGGUAGGACAGGACCAUCUUCAAAUGAAGGAAUCAAUCAUCUCCUGAAGCGGAUUUGGGACCCAGCAACGACAGGCCUCUCAAGGCAUAGGCUGCGGAAACUUCCGGCAAACCCUAUUAUUGUUAUUGUGCCCUCUGGUCCUGGCAAAGCAUACAAACAGUCGUCUCGUUCCACAUACUGGACCACACAUCUGUCUGCUUUGGGCACUGUUGUUACAGUCUAUACUGGGCAAAUAAAUGGUAAAAGUACACUAUCUAGUUGUUUGGAUCAACUCUUGACAACCACUCGCACCAAAAUAUCAGAACUGAAAGCAGACUGCCCAGGACGGCCUAUCAUACUUGUUGGUUGGAACUCAGGUGCAGCAUUGGCGUGUCAGAUUUCGAUGAUGGAUUCUGUAACAGCUGUGGUAUGCCUCGGCUUUCCUUUGUGCACAGUGGAGGGAAUAAGAGGAGAACCGGAUGACAAUAUUUAUUCAAUGCGCUGUCCUACUCUUUUUGUAAUAGGCCAGAACUCAGCUACAUCUACGGUUGAAGGGCUUGAGGACCUGCGAACCCGUAUGGCGGUUGACACUGGCCUAGUAGUUGUUGGGUCUGCAGAUGAUCAACUACGGAUGACAAAAACAAAGAAGAGAAUGGAGGGCAUUACUCAAAAUAUGGUUGAUCGUUGUAUUCUUGAUGAAGUAAGUGAUUUCUUAGGACCAAUAUUGGCCCAAGCCAGCUCCAGACAAGCUCAGUACUUUGCCAAUAAUAAUGCUCUGAGUGAAAGUACAAACACAAACAUUUUACCUACUCCUGUACCAACUAGACCUGGGCCUGGCCGUCCGCCAGGCAGUGGUAAGGGUGAACGCAAAAGGAAGGCAUCUGUUGGCAGUUCGCUGGACAGCCAACCAGCAUCUCCAGCUACAAAACGGGCUAAACCAGGCAUGCCUUUCAGUAUGUGUGGGCCUAGUAGUUCUGCUCCUGCAAAGCCCUCUCUUCCAACUAUGCCAACCCUUGUUUCAUAUUCUGACCAAGGACGAAGAAAAGGAUCAUUGACAUCACAGCCUAAAAUGGUAAUAAGUUCUGUUAAUUUUACGCCAGCCAGUGAUAGUAAAUGGCAACCCAAUCUAGCUUCCGGACGCAAUGUGACGGCAGGCCUCUCCCAGACAACCACUUCAAACACUUUUACCCUGAGUCUUGGCAACAUUGCAAGUCUAGGAAAUAUUGGUCCAAUCAGAUUAGGACCUGCCUCAGCUCUUGCAGAUGCUUUGUCCACUGCAAAGAAAGUGACAGCAAAAGCUAAACAAGAAAAAGCAAACUCUGUUGAAUCUCCUGUUGCCCAAUCUGUUAGUUCCUCCCCAACAGUGCUACAAGUACAGCCCGCCAAACUGGUGGCAAAUAGAUCCGUUUCACAGGCUGGUAUGUCGCAAUUAACAACAUUGCUUCAAACUAGUGGGAAUACCACAAGACUUGUUGCUACCCCUGUUACUUCAAGUAUGAUCACUACUGCGGCUAGUGACAGUGCUACCACCACAAGUACCACGUCAGGCAUUAUUUAUGCCCCUGUCAUGAACACUCAAAUGCAACCUCAGCAACAGAUAAAGCAGUUUCAAAGCCUUCCAUCUAUCCGACCUCAGCUCCUUCAUACUCAGCAACAGCAAUUGAAAGUAUCUCAAGCUCAAGCACAGGGAGUGGUCAGAGACGCGGUUGGUGGUGGUGGCGGCGGCGGCGGCGGCGAGGCCACCACGGCCGCCAAGGCCGGCGGGCUGUCGGAGGGCAGCGCCGUGCUGAGCCACCAGCUCACGCCCGAGACCAUCAUGAACCUCCCCGUGCUGUUCGAGACGGACUGCGACACCCUGGUGACGGGCGAGCAGGCUGUGCAGGCCGUGCGCGCGGUGCGGACGGCGACGGCGAGGCUGGCGGCCACGGCCACGGCCGCGGACACGACCGCGGCCCUCUCGACGACCACCUCGACGGUGGCGUCCCCGGUCAAGCUGGUGCUGAGCCGGGUCGUGCCGCAGCAGCCGCGCGGCGCGGACGGCCAGCAGCAGAUGGAGCUGCUGCUGGCGAGCACCUCGGCGGUGCGCGUCCUGAGCCCGCCGACGGCGACCGUGCUGGCGCCCUCCGGGGGCCUGGCCGUCACCACCACGACCGCGGCCGGCGGCGCCCCGAGCGGCGCCCAGCCGCAGCCGCAGCAGCCGCUCAAGAUGCUGGGCAUCCUCAAGCGGCCCGUGGCCGUGCCCGUGGCCGCGCUGGCCCGCGCGCCCGGCGCCACGGUGCGCGUGCGGGCGCCCAUCCGGCCGGCGCCCUCGCAGGUGGCCCGCUACGAGGCGCGCCACGCCCCCGGCGCCAGGCCCAAAAUAAUUUAA
Molecule: messenger RNA, 3643 nt
Organism: Frankliniella occidentalis (western flower thrips)
Lineage: Eukaryota; Metazoa; Arthropoda; Insecta; Thysanoptera; Thripidae
Gene: Rcd1
Product: KAT8 regulatory NSL complex subunit 3
Exons: 18
Coding region: 341-3643 (1100 amino acids)
Biological process (GO): positive regulation of transcription by RNA polymerase II
Cellular component (GO): NSL complex
Source: RefSeq, a predicted model, not a curated record